Messenger RNA from Pimephales promelas (fathead minnow), 1533 nucleotides. RefSeq lists its product as uncharacterized. Gene Ontology annotation, biological process: DNA integration; DNA recombination. Gene Ontology annotation, molecular function: DNA binding. Lineage: Eukaryota; Metazoa; Chordata; Actinopteri; Cypriniformes; Leuciscidae. The record is from RefSeq and is a predicted model, not a curated record.
AUGCGGAAAGUGGUGACGACAGAUGCAUCCUUAACAGGCUGGGGUGCCACCCAGGAGGGCAAAACGGUGAACGGGACAUCAUGUGCUGGUACGGUGCGACAAUACCACGGCUGUGGCAUAUAUCAACCGUCAGGACAGCUUGCGCUCGUCAAAACUUCACCUCCUAGCUCACAAGCUCUUGGUGUGGAGCAGACGGGUUUUCUUGUCGCUACGCGCGACUCACGUCCCAGGCAUUCUGAACGUCGGCGCAUAUCUGCUGUCAAGGGGAAACCCAAUCUACGGGAUUGGCGUCUUCAUCCGCAGAUAGGACAUGGACACGCCCCUCGGGGUAGACGCACUGGCCCACCCAUGGCCGAGAGUGCUCCUGUAUGCUUUUCCUCCCCUGUGCCUGAUAUUCCCACAUUGGCCAGGGUUGGCUCUCUGGGCCUGGCCCGUGAGAGGACGAACCUGAACGCACUUGGGCUUUCGCCACGUGUGGUUAUCACUAUUCAGAAUGCCAGGGCCGUCUCUACACGGCCCUUAUAUGGCUGUAAGUGGCAAGUGUUCAAGGGGUGGUGUGAUGGGCGCGGUAUCACAUCUUAUCAGUGUUCAGUUCCUGAUAUUUUGUGUUUCCUUCAAGACCUCAUGGAUAAAGGCAGGUCCUUUUCCACCAUUAAGGUCCACUUGGCUGCUAUUUCAGCCUGUCAUGUGGGUUUUGAGGGCUCGACCGUCGGUCAGCACCCUCUAAUCCGCAGAUUUAUGAAGGGUGCACGCCGCUCUUUGCCAGUCGUCAGGAGAACUGUCCCGGAGUGGGACCUCUCCAUGGUGCUGGAAGCUCUGUCUCAACACCCUUUUGAGCCUUUGGAUAGUAUAUCCCUUAAGCUGCUGUCUCUCAAGACAGCUUUGCUUUUGGCCUUGGCAUCUGCUAAACGUGUCAGUGAACUACAUGCACUCUCGGUUCAUCCCUCGUGCUCUAAGUUCUCUCUUAGUGGAGAUAAGGUCUUCCUUAAGCCUAACCCGGCCUUCAUGCCGAAGUGCUUCCCUGCGUUCACUUCGGAGGUGUUGGAGCUGUCCGCUUUUCACCCUCCACCUUUUACCUUUCUAGAGGAUCAGAGGCUGAACGCUCUGUGUCCAGUCCGUGCCUUACAGGCAUAUAUGACCAGGACGAAUGCUUUCCGGAAGAGCGACCAGCUCUUUGUUUCAUGGGCUCCCCCUCACUUAGGGAGUCCAAUUUUGAAGCAACGCCUCUCACAUUGGGUUGUGGAUGCUAUUACCAUGGCUUACAAAGCAAAGGGAGUGCAGCCCCCUAGGGGCAUCAGAGCUCAUUCCACAAGAGGUUUAGCCACCUCUUGGGCUCUGUUUAGGGGAGUGUCACUGCAGGACAUCUGCUCCGCUGCCAGUUGGGCUUCUCCUCAUACCUUCGUGCGCUACUACCGGCUGGAUGUCACCAGUACCUCGGUAGCACAUUCGGUUCUAGGGGUCGGGUCGUCUUAGCCCCUCCCUGCUGUAACCCUGUUGGGAUAUAUAUACCAUUAAGAGUGAAUGGGCUGACUG